Molecule: messenger RNA, 2647 nt
Organism: Paramacrobiotus metropolitanus
Lineage: Eukaryota; Metazoa; Tardigrada; Eutardigrada; Parachela; Macrobiotidae
Product: C-1-tetrahydrofolate synthase, cytoplasmic-like
Exons: 17
Coding region: 57-2336 (759 amino acids)
Biological process (GO): tetrahydrofolate interconversion
Cellular component (GO): cytosol
Molecular function (GO): methylenetetrahydrofolate dehydrogenase (NADP+) activity; formate-tetrahydrofolate ligase activity; ATP binding
Source: RefSeq, a predicted model, not a curated record
AACUGGAAGGAGCGAUUGCCGUAGUUUUGGGACGGAGCAAAAUUGUCGGCGCGCCGAUGUCGGAAGUGCUGUUAUGGAAUCAUGCAACAACCAUUGUUUGUCAUUCAAAAACCAAAAACGUGCAAGACAUUGUGAAAACCGCAGACAUUCUUGUGGUGGCGAUUGGAAAAGCCAAUUUUGUCAAAGGAGACUGGAUUAAAGAAGGUGCAGUGGUGAUUGACUGUGGAAUUAAUUCUGUUGAAGAUUCAAAAGCACCAAAUGGGCGUCGCCUGGUGGGAGAUGUGGACUUCGAGGCUGCAAAGCAGCGGGCUUCGUGGAUUACCCCCGUCCCAGGCGGAGUUGGCCCUAUGACUGUCAGCAUGUUGAUGGAGAACACCGUGGAAGCCGCUCAGAAAGCUUUCAAAGCCGAACAGGAGCCGAUCUGGAAAGUAAAACCACUGAAAUUGGACCUGAAACGCCCUGUACCCAGUGAUAUCGAAGCCGCACGUUCCCAAACGCCCAAAGAUGUCGCUGUUUUGGCACAGGAAGUGGGCAUUCUAACGGACGAGAUUGAACCAUACGGCAAAACUAAGGGAAAGGUCACACUGGAAACGUACCAGCGAUUGAAAAACAAGCCAGACGGGAAAUACGUCGUCGUAACUGGCAUCACUCCGACUCCUCUUGGAGAAGGAAAGAGUACGACAACUAUCGGCUUAGCCCAGGCUCUGGGUGCGCAUUUGAAGAAAGCCGUUUUUGCCUGCGUACGACAGCCAUCACAAGGCCCAACAUUUGGAAUAAAAGGUGGUGCUGCUGGCGGAGGAUAUUCCCAGGUUAUCCCCAUGGAGGAAUUUAACCUACACUUGACCGGCGACAUCCAUGCCAUUACUGCUGCAAACAACCUUCUGGCAGCUGCCAUUGAUGCCCGUAUUUUGCACGAAGGCACCCAAAAGAACGACGCGUUAUUCCGUCGGCUGGUUCCCGCUGCCAAAGACGGAAGCAAAACCUUCGCUCCCAUCCAGAUUCGCAGACUUAAGCGACUGGGUAUCGAUAAAACCGAUCCCGAUGCGCUGACCCCGGAAGAAGUGGGCAAAUUUGUUCGCUUAGAUAUUGAUCCGGCCACAAUUUCAUGGAACCGCGUUAUGGAUACAAAUGACCAGUUCCUCCGCGAAAUCACGAUUGGCCAGUCUGUUUUCAAGGAAAAACCUCAAAUACCACCGCGGCAGACACAAUUCGAUAUCACAGUAUCCAGUGAGAUCAUGGCCGUGCUGGCUUUGGCUACAUCUGUUGCCGAUAUGCGGGAAAAGUUUGGGAAGAUGGUCGUUGCCAGCAGCAAGAGUGGUGUGCCGGUGACGGCUGACGAUUUAGGUAUAACUGGCGCUCUGACAGUUUUGAUGAAGGAUGCGAUUCGUCCCAACAUUAUGCAAACUCUCGAAGGAACACCAGUAUUUGUUCACGCGGGACCGUUUGCUAACAUUGCCCAUGGAAAUUCCAGUAUUGUCGCCGAUUUAAUUGCCCUGAAACUUGUAGGACAAGAUGGUUUCGUUGUGACCGAAGCCGGGUUUGGUUCCGAUAUUGGCAUGGAAAAAUUCUGCGACAUCAAAUGCCGAUACUCUAACCUCGUACCCGAUGCCGCAGUACUGGUGGCCACCAUCCGAGCGCUGAAAAUGCACGGUGGUGGGCCAAAAGUAACAGCCGGCACACCGUUACCCAAUGAGUAUAUUCAAGAAAACAUCGAACUAGUCCGCAAUGGAUUUGCUAAUCUGGGCAAACACAUUGAAAACGCCCAGAAAUUUGGCUUGCCCGUGGUGGUUGCCAUAAACAGCUUCCAUACCGACACUCAGGCGGAACUGGAUCUGGUUCAGCAAAUGUCCAAAGAAGCUGGCGCUUACGAUGCAGUUAUCUGUUCCCAUUGGGCCGACGGCGGAAAGGGAGCCGUAGAACUGGCUAAAUCGGUGGUACGCGCGACGGAAGCGGCCAGCCGGUUCAAAUUCCUUUAUGACCUUUCGCUACCACUGGAGGAGAAGAUGCGAACUAUCGCUCAAAAAAUUUAUGGUGCUCGGGAUAUCAGUUUUACUCCAGAAGCGCAAGAACAGUUGAACCGCGUCAAGCGCAACGGAUUUGAUCGACUGCCUAUCUGUAUGGCGAAAACACAUUUGUCAUUCUCCCAUGAGCCAGAGAAAAAAGGCGUGGUGAAAGAUUUUGUACUGCCGAUUCGAGAGGUUUGGGCUAGUGCCGGUGCUGGAUUUGUUUGCGCACUUGUUGGCACGAUAACCAAGAUGCCGGGGCUUCCAACGCGCCCAGCCUUUUUCGAUAUUGAUUUGGAUCCGGAAACUGGUUUGGUGCAAGGACUGUUUUAAUCCGUUUUCGUUUCAAAAGAAAUAGUUGGUGUGGAUGUCUACUUAUUCAUUGUGUGAGCUGUUCACGCCAAACGAAAUUGUGAAUCAACAAUUACUUACCCGUACAGUUUAAAAAUUGUUCAACAACGAUGGCAGUCGAUUUGUUACAGUGCUUAAAAGUGGCUCUUAUGCUUUUGUUUUAACCCAGAAAGAUACUUAUAUGGUAUGGUUAGCUCGGUGUAUGCGUUAUUUCUGUCUCUGCCAUGCUCGUUCGUAUAAAUUGUGUGUAUUUAAUCAGUAAAAAUUGCAGUAACAAAUUAACCAUGUUAUAA